CCGUCUCAUAACAACAGCUGGCAGCAGAAAGGGAGAGAUAGCAAAGAGCAAGCGGAGCAGGAACACUCAUCUGCUGCUUGGCCGUGUACAGUGUAGACAUCACUGCUGCUUUCUGUCGGAAAUUACACGAGCGACUCCUCCGACUUUGACACGACUCACGGCGCAUGCUCAGACUACCUGACAGUGCAGCAGUUUGAUUCAGGAACUGAGAGAUUUUAAAAAGCUUUUAAACAUGACAACUUCAUGGAGUGACAGACUGCAGAACUAUGCAGAUUUGCCUGCCAACAUGGACGGCCUGUCCAUGAAGAAAUACAGAAGAGAGGCGUACCACAGAGUGUUUGUCAACAGAAGCUUGGCGAUGGAGAAGAUUAAGUGCUUUGGCUUCGAUAUGGAUUACACUCUAGCAGUGUACAAGUCACCAGAAUACGAGUCACUUGGUUUUGAGCUCACAGUGGAGCGGCUGGUUUACAUCGGUUACCCCCAGGAACUACUGAGCUUUGUAUACGACCCAUCCUUUCCCACCAGGGGCCUUGUCUUUGAUACCAUGUAUGGAAACCUGUUGAAGGUUGACGCCUAUGGCAACAUCCUGGUGUGUGUCCAUGGGUUCAACUUCCUUCGAGGCCCUGAGAUACGUGAACGGUAUCCAAACAAGUUCAUUCAGAGAGAUGACACAGAGCGCUUUUAUAUCCUUAACACACUCUUCAACCUGCCAGAGACCUACCUCUUUGCCUGCCUGGUGGACUUUUUCUCCAACUGUGAUAGAUACACAAGCUGUGAAACUGGCUUCAAAAACGGCGACCUCUUCAUGUCCUAUAAAAGCAUGUUCCAGGACAUCCGCGACGCCGUCGACUGGGUCCACUUCAAGGGUACUUUGAAGGAGAAGACCGUCGAGAACCUGGAGAAGUAUGUAGUGAGAGAUGGGAAGCUGCCUCUUCUCCUCAGCCGAAUGAAUGAAGUCGCCAAGGUUUUCUUGGCAACCAACAGCGACUACAAAUACACUGACAAAAUCAUGACCUACCUGUUUGACUUCCCCCAUGGCCCAAAGCCUGGGACCUCACACCGACCCUGGAAAUCCUACUUUGAUCUGAUUCUGGUGGACGCCAGGAAGCCGCUGUUCUUCGGAGAGGGGACGGUGCUCAGACAGGUCGACACGACAACAGGACGUUUGAAGAUAGGAACCUACACUGGACCUCUGCAGCAUGGUAUCGUCUACUCUGGAGGUUCCUCAGAUAUCGUGUGUGACCUGCUGGGCGCCAAGGGGAAGGACAUAGUCUACAUCGGGGACCACAUCUUUGGAGACAUCCUCAAGUCUAAGAAGCGUCAGGGCUGGAGGACGUUCCUGGUCAUACCUGAGCUGGCCCAGGAGCUCCAUGUGUGGACCGACAAGAGCUCGUUAUUCGAGGAGCUGCAAGGCCUGGACAUUUUCCUUGCAGAACUCUACAAACAUUUGGACAGCAGCAGCAAUGAGAGGCCGGACAUCAGCACUAUUCAGAGAAGAGUCAAGAAAGUGACUCAUGACAUGGACAUGUGCUAUGGCAUGAUGGGAAGUCUUUUCCGCAGCGGCUCCAGACAGACUUUGUUCGCCUCUCAAGUAAUGCGUUACGCAGACUUGUACGCAGCGUCCUUCAUCAACCUGCUGUACUACCCCUUCAGCUACCUCUUCAGAGCCGCACACGUACUGAUGCCCCACGAGUCGACAGUGGAGCACGCCCACGUGGACAUCGACAUCGAGUCACCACUGGCCACACGCAACCGCUCCCAAUGCAGCAACUGUAAAGACCUGGACUGCAAACGCAACCAGCUGACCCGCUCCUUCAGCGAGAUAAAACCUCCAAACCUGUUCCCCCAGACUCCACAGGAGAUCACUCACUGCCACGAUGAGGAUGAUGAUGAGGAGGAGGAGGAGGAGGAGGAGGAGGAGGAGGAGGAGGAGGAAGAGGAAGAGGAGGAAGAAGAGGAGGAGGAGUAGGUGUUAAAACUGACUAACAAAGGAAAGCCACGCUCCUGUUCCUGCCUUCCCAGUAGAGUCGGGUAGUUAUCUCUCUUAUAGUGCGGCAAGGAGGAACAUCAUUUCCAAUGUGUGUCUGUGUGUGUUUGUGUAUAAAUGUCCAAACUGUGUGCACACAUGCACAUAAACACAAAGACACACACACACACACACACUGAAGAUGCUGGAGGAAAGUAAAAAGGACCAGUGAGACAGAUCAUAUGACUGUCAGAGGACUGUUUGCAUGCUUGUUCCUCUUAAACCCAAAUUCUCCAUGCUUCAUUGAUUUUUAAUUUCUUUUCUGUAUUAUUUCCCCGCGUCAGGCAGACAGAUAUCACAUAUCUUGUGUUUCAUCAGCUGACUUCUAAGAUCUGCUGGUGGGAUGAAUAGAUGUAUUUAUAAUUUACUCCUGAAUCCAUCAGACAUAGUCAGUAAGUUAAAUCCUAACAGACGAGCCCUGCAGACACAGUAUGCACAUUAUAAUCAAAGGAGAACGCUCUGCAGUUAUGGAUUUGAAAAAAAAAAAAAAAGAUGCACACGCCGUUAAAACAGACCUUUUUUUAUAUGCAACAUGGGAACAACAUUUAGUUUGUCAUCUGCUCAGUUUGAUUUUGUGUUUUUUCUUGUUAUCUUAGAGGAUUACUUGUAAAUGGGGGUGUGUGUGUUUCUGUGUGUGUACUCACUCAGACUGCAGCAUCCGAGCCGACAGUAAGCUAAGGAUCCAUUGUACUAAAGUGAAGCACAGGAGCACUGAAGCACAAGCCGGCGUUAAACCGAUGAAUAACCGGAUGCAUCCUUUGUAUCAAGACUCGUGUGCGAGAACACAACACAACAGUGGGUGUCUGUUGAAGUGAUUGUUACCAGGCAACUGUGCAUAGCAAUCAGGUGAACGGUUUAACGCCACCAGCAGCCAACAUGCAGUAUUUUCUCCACUUGGUUAUGUAGGAAGAAGAAACUUGAAUGAUGCAUCCGACCGUGUCAGAAGGCUUUUAUUUUGAUAAGGGAAAUGUACAGUAGAAGAUAUUGUGAGCUUGAAUGUGGCCUCAGGAUGUAAGGCAAUGAGGCUUUAGAGAAUGCACAGUUUCAAGCUAAUUUCUGUAGUUCUACUUCAAACUGUGAUUAGCUUGAUUUCUUUAUUUCCGUGGAUUGGGCCUUUCUGUGUGUGUGUGUGAGUGUGUUUUGUACUGCCAACCUUUAAUUCGGCAUCAUAUUCAUGAGGAAAUGUGCCAGCAGAGAGAGUGAAGCUUGAGUGUGCACAGUAUUCUUCUGUUGGGCUUUGAACACUGUGAAGCAACCGUUUCAUGAUAGAGAUGAUUCUGUGUCACUAGUUCAAAACUGUAUUUAAAAAAAGAAACCCUCGUAGUUUAAGCACUUCACUUUGCACAUGUUUAAGACUUUGCAAGACAACGAAUGAGAAGCUUCAAGCCCCCUGAAAGAACGUCCUUAAAACAUUUCAUGUUUCUAACGACAGAAGAUAAAUGUCUUUAUCACUCACAGAAAGCUGCAUCAUUAGGGCAGUGAUGCUUGUGAUUUUAGUUCUUUUUUUAAAAACAGUCUCCAUCCAGUUUUAAUUCAAUUUGAAACAGAAAAAAAAGAGGAAAACACUGAUGUUUGAAAUUAAAAAGAUCAAAAUGCUGUAUGCAAAAAAAAAAAAACUUCUAACAGGGUAAAGUGCAAGGGGAAGAGUUUUAGGAAUGAUUCCUGACAUGUGAGGAAUUUUAUUUCCCCUGAAGACACCAACGAACAGAAAGAUUCUCUGCAGAAUAUGUUUUGUCCCGUUGUGUCUUCUAGAAAGAAGUGGGGAAAAGUACCCUAAAUUUGGAUUGAAAAAUGGCAAUUGACAAACGAUUCCCGCUUUUAUUUAAAACAAGGAAAUGUAAGUGUGACAUAUAUUGAAACAGAACUCUGCCUAUGUCGAAUUAGUGACACAAGUGCAGAGUUAAGAACCUUGGUUGUGGUUUAAAAUACUUUCUUUUUCAUAUGUUUUCGACCUUAUCGCCCCCCCCCCCCCCAUAGUCUGAAGCUGCUAUCAGGCUCUGAACUCAUUUAACAGGAGUGAUCACAGAGUUAUUACAAAAGACCAAGAUACAUUAUACACAUUCUGAGUUUAUCUUUUUUUCUCCUUUAUUUUUUUUUAAACAUUCAGUGUAUCCUGUAUGUUAACCCCCCCCCCCCCCUUUAUAUAUAAUAUAUUUCAUGUCCUCCUGUCAGUGUUGGCGUGGCCCAUUGAUUUGCGGCCACAAAAGGGAAGGAUCUCACCGUCUACGUUCUGCAUUAUUAUUGAGUUUGGUUUGAAGUGGUUUGAGAAGGUGAAAGUGUUGAACCGCUCUUUUCUCUGCUCAUUCAUUGGAUAAACCCUCGUGACACUUUUAGGAACUUAUAACAGCAUUUUGUCAUCAUUUAUUCUUUAUCGCUAAUCUUACAAAUGAACUAUUUGUAUUCUGAGUUUUUGUUAUUUGGUUUCUUAAACAUAGAGUAACUGGAUAUGCUACAUACGGCAGCUGCAUUGGUAAUAGGAAGUCGCCUACUGUCUUUUUCUUAGCAUUAUUUGCGUAUGCAUGUGAAAAUAACAAGCAUAUCCAUUCUACAGAGGUGGUAAAGGUAGCAUUUGUUUUUUUGCAUUUUAUGGUUUAGUUUUUCUUUGUGAUUUGUCAUCGUAGUUUACAGGGACACAAGACUUCAAACCUGUCAAAAAAAGAAACUCUUACAACGAAGGGAAGUGUGAACAGCAUAUUACGUAACAAAUGAGUCACCUGUUAUCAUCACCAUGGGUUUAUUUUUAUUUUUCUAAGCUAAUGUUUUUAAAAGGUCCUGGUUUACAGAACUGUAAAUAGACAUUUCCAUUUUCCUUUUCCUUUCCAAAUAACUGUUUUGUUAACUUUUAUACUCUACCAUUUAAAGAAAAAGGCUUGUUCGCUCUUUGAACAAACUGAAGCCUGGACUAACCGGUUUAAGAAUUUGAAGAGGAUUUGUGUCUGUGGCUGUGAUGCCCACAGUGCAUCCACAUUAAGGUGCCAAAACGUCACCUUUCAGUUCUCUUUAGUUUUGAUGCAUUUUGAAUACACGUUCUCCUGAACAGUGGUUUUUGUUUGUUUGUUUCCAGACAUUCUCCAACACACUGUACAUUGAUACAUAUGUAGAAUAAAGAUAGUUUUUCAUAA
This is a messenger RNA of Labrus bergylta (ballan wrasse), 5148 nucleotides long. Lineage: Eukaryota; Metazoa; Chordata; Actinopteri; Labriformes; Labridae. The record is from RefSeq and is a predicted model, not a curated record.